Rosa chinensis is the source of this 1395-nucleotide messenger RNA. RefSeq lists its product as uncharacterized. The coding region runs from base 1 to 1395 and encodes 464 amino acids. The transcript has 3 exons. NCBI's taxonomy places the organism in Eukaryota, Viridiplantae, Streptophyta, Magnoliopsida, Rosales, Rosaceae. The record is from RefSeq and is a predicted model, not a curated record.
AUGCGGGAUAGCUUGACCAAGUUCUUUCAAGAGGAUAACGAGACUUUUUAUGAUGCAUGGGAGCGCUUCAAAGAUAUUGAGUUAGGUUGCCCUCAUCAUGGACUCACCAAGUGGCUACUUUGUGAAUCUUUCUAUAAUGGGUUGAUUAUUGAUGAUAGAAGGAGAUUGGAUAAUGCAUCAGGUGGAAAUUUUCUAAAGAAAGGUCCUAAUGCCGCUUGGGAUAUUUGUGAGGAAGUGGCUACACAAUCCGGUCAAUGGGAUAAUCAUCAAAGGAGAAGAGGAGGUAGAGAUGACCACACUACAUCUAGAGGCCGAGUUGAUAUGGAGCCUCGUGGUAGAGGUGUAUAUGAUGUUUCUCAUGUUUCUAGAGAUGAUGGAGUUAUGAGUUCUAAACUUGAAAGGCUUGAAGUAAAGAUUGACAAGAAAUUUGAGAUGCUUCUUCAAGCACAAAAGGGUAAUGGUAGGUCUUCUUCACAUGUCAAGAGUGUUACUUCUUCACAUCUUUGCUUGAUUUGUGAGUCCCCUAAUCAUUCUACUCAUGAUUGUCACUUGGCUUCACAAUUUUCAGAAUUUGUUGAGGAGCAACAAGCAUCUAGUUACAAUUCUCAAGGCCAAGGGCCAUCUUUUGGUGCUACACAUGCUUAUGGAGGAGUCCCACAUGAUACUCAAGGGUUUGGUCAAAGUUCCCAAUCAUUUGGAGGUGCCAUUCCUACACAAAAUGCUCCUCCCGGAUUUCAAAAUAGGCAAGCACCACAACCGGAACCAAAGAAGUCUCAUAUGGAUGAUAUAUUGGCCACCCUAGCUCAAAGUCAUACUUCUCUUACACAAAGCCAAGCGAAGACCGAUCAAACUCUUAGUAUUCUUGCUCAAGGUCAAAGUUCACUUGCACAAUGUGUGGGAAAGUUGGAGGUUCAAUUGGGUCAAAUGGCAAAAGAGCUUGGAGCACAUCCACAAGGAGCUCUACCUUCACAACCGGAGACAAACCCAAGAGGAAAAGUCCAUGAAUGCAAUGGCGUCACCACUUUACGUUCGGGAAAGAAUGAUGCGAGAAAAUAUGGUUUGAUUGAUAGUGGCAAGGAAAGAGCUCUAUUGAGAAAGAACACUUCUAGGGAUGAGGAUAUCUUGGCCUCAAGAUUAGAUGGUGAGGCCAUGAAGGCUAGGGACCCAUCUAAGGCCGAUGACACCUCUAGGAAGGUUCUUGAUGAUAUUAGACCCACUUCCUAUGAGUUUGAGUCAUCUACUUCUACCAGAAAAGGGGAGAAGAAUAAGGAGGAAGACCUACAUGCUCAUGGUAGAUCUAGUAAUAGAAGUGGUCCGGUCGAUUCAUCACUAGGCAAGGCCUUGAAGGCUAAGAACCCUAGUGGGACCGUGACUACCCUUAGGGGCACCACCUAA